Molecule: messenger RNA, 1050 nt
Organism: Ceratina calcarata
Lineage: Eukaryota; Metazoa; Arthropoda; Insecta; Hymenoptera; Apidae
Gene: Cpap3-d
Product: cuticular protein analogous to peritrophins 3-D
Exons: 5
Coding region: 93-785 (230 amino acids)
Cellular component (GO): extracellular region
Molecular function (GO): chitin binding
Source: RefSeq, a predicted model, not a curated record
GUGAAGGGAGAAGCUCUCUGUUCCGAAGUCGAUAACAAAGUGUCAGUAGUCAGAAUCGACCCGAGUGGAGGAUCAGACCCGAGCGAGCAACUAUGAUCGAGCAUCGGAAGAGCAUGACCUUAUUGGCCCUGGCGGCCCUGUUGGCCUCUGUUGAGGCAGGGACGCCCUUGUUGGGUGCACCACCAUGUCCCGAUGGUUUUGGCGUCCAUACGUAUCCUCAUCCUCAGGAAUGCAAUUCAUUCUUUCUAUGUGAGAACGGCACCCUUACCCUCGAAUACUGCGAGAAUGGAUUACUUUACGAUGGUCGUGGAUCGGUACACAACCAUUGCAACUAUUACUGGGCUGUCAAUUGCGAGGACCGCAAGGCUGAACUAAUCCCAAUUAGCCAUCCUGGCUGCGAAUUCGCAUUCGGUCUCUACCCCUCAAGCGAUGAAUGCAGCACUCAUUACAUAAAAUGCACAUUCGGAUACCCUGCAGAAGAGCAGUGCGAUGCGGGAUUAGUUUACGACGAGAAGAGUCAUACUUGUGUGUGGCCCGAUCAAUUGAUACCUUUGUGCAACCCCGAGGAAGUGGUUGGCUUUAAGUGCCCGAAAAAAAUACCCAAAAACAGUCCAGCUGCUAAGUUUUGGCCUUACCCCAGAUUCCCUGUACCCGGAGACUGCGGUAGAUUGAUCACCUGCGUCAAUGGCCAGCCUCGAUUGCUCACGUGUGGUGACCACAAACUUUUCGAUUCUGUGACUCUAACUUGCUUGGAUUCUAAAGAAUUACCUCACUGCGCCAAAUAGUUCUUAAAUUUACAUAGAAAUGUCAGUCAUUUGUUUUUGAAAGUCAGUCUUCGAAUUUCUGAAAUAGGAAGUCUUCAUUUCCUUUUGCUUCUUAACGUCUGACUAAAAGUUUAUUGAAAUAAUCAUGAAAAGAUUUACUUUUUUAUCGAUUAAAAAUACAACGCUGUCUUUUCUAAAAAUAUACGGGAAAAUGAUUAUGUAAUCAUAAAAAUAACGACAUGUAAAACGUGUACUUGAAUAAAAAGUGGUCAUGCGUAGAAAAAAA